UCGACGCUCGUCCAGAAGUUAACAAUGCAGCAGGUUUGAAUGAACAAGAAGUCGCUGGACUACUGUCGACUGCUACACCAGAAUUCCUAGCAGAGGUUGGCAUGGAAGACCGCGUCGAUGUUCUAGAACAGAGCGCCAAACUUGAAGGGCAACUGGGUGGCAAGGACGUUCUGGGAGGUUCAGGACCGGAUAACCGCCGCUCGAAUGCAACGUUGAAAUACGCGACAGCAUUUACUAACAGCAGUCAACAAGCUCGUCCAAUGUCGGCCUCUAAAGUGGAAGAGCAGGCUAUGAAUAGCGGGUUUCAGAAACACUAUGAAGACACGGCCAAGGAGUUGUACCUGUGUCGAUGGGGCUUUGUGGAGCAAGCGAUUUUUUUGAAAAAUCCGAAUGAAGGAGCUAUCUUCUACGUCUCGAUCAAUGGUAAAAUCCAAAUUUUUGCUUCAGUAGAGAAAAUCAAGUUCAGUAGAGAAAAUCCAAACUUUUGCUUCAUCAACAGCACAUGAUGUUGAUGUUAUUAAGUGCCCACUCAUCUUCCCACAUUUGUUCUUUUCACACGACCAGGUUCUCACGCUGCUGGCGACAUGAAUUCUGCUGGUCCCUCAGUGAUUCCCGGCUUCAUCUUGACCGCAGACGAGAAGAGUGGUUUCAAACAGUGGGCUGAUCGUCUAGCUUUGCUUUUCAAUGUGCCGUUUUCUUUCUACACAGACAAGUUCACCACCUGUGACUACAACAUUUUCGGUGGCGAGCGUGACACGACUAGUGUCUUCAAUCCGCGGGAAGAAGACACGUUCAAAUCCGCAGGCGCUGUCCCAGCUGCUUCUGUGGGAGCCCAAGGCGGCCAGUUCCUGUCCAGGGUGAGCAGGAAUUUGAGCGAAAUGCAGCAGCAACCAAGCAACUGGGGUGCGACGUCUGAUGGAGCCGCUUUGUUGCCGUAUCACCCAGCGCCGUUGCGCGAACAACGAAGGGCUGAAAGGCAGUUGUGGGGCGACGUGGAUUUUGAGCUGAAAACCGUAAUGCCUGUAGCUGAUUCGUUGGAUUUAACCGAUGGCCAGAAGAAGAAGAACUGGGGAGCUUCGAGUGUCAGCUUGAAGCACAUGUUGUUGACAUUGAG
Amoebophrya sp. A25 is the source of this 1114-nucleotide messenger RNA. The record is from the annotation of a GenBank genome assembly. NCBI's taxonomy places the organism in Eukaryota, Dinophyceae, Syndiniales, Amoebophryaceae.